Molecule: messenger RNA, 9673 nt
Organism: Nematolebias whitei (Rio pearlfish)
Lineage: Eukaryota; Metazoa; Chordata; Actinopteri; Cyprinodontiformes; Rivulidae
Product: piezo-type mechanosensitive ion channel component 2
Exons: 54
Coding region: 286-9225 (2979 amino acids)
Source: RefSeq, a predicted model, not a curated record
CCGCUUGUUUUGCUGCGCACCAGAAUGCGCACCGCGGUGCCGCCAGCGCAUCCCGGCCCCUGGAGCAUCAUGUUGGCAGCAUGAACCGUGGACCGACCUGCUGUGGCCCGUCUCUCAGUGGAAUGGCCCGAGUCCAGGUGUUCUCAGCAGCCGGGGGGAGCAGAUGUGGCCGCGCCGAGGAGCCGGCCGGGAUCUGACGGAGCGCAGAGAGGACGACUCUGAGAUGCGAGAGACACCCGAACCAUAGAGAGAGACAGUCUCCGGCUUCUUCGUCUACCUGGAGCCAUGGCCUCUGAAGUGGUGUGCGGGCUGAUCUUCAGGCUCCUGCUGCCCAUCUGUCUCGCGGCUGCUUGCCUGUUCAGGUACAAUGUCCUGUCCUUCGUCUACCUCAUCUACCUCCUGCUCAUCCCGCUCUUCCCAGAGCCCACGUGCACAACGAUGCAAGGCCACACUGGGCGUCUGCUGCAGUCCCUCUGCUUCACCAGUAUGUCCUUCCUGCUGCUCCACAUCAUCUAUCAGAUUACCGUCAACAGCCUCCUGGCUGGGAACUCCAUCUCCUCCAACUUCAGCUGUACGUCAUGGGAGAAAUCCAUCCGACAAAUUGGAUUUGAGAGCGUGAUCGGCGCCGACGCUGGGAACGGGAUCCGGGUGUUCAUCCCGGACAUCGGCAUGUUCGUGGUCGGCCUGGCCAUCUGGCUGCUGUGCCGCAGUCUGGUCCAGAAGAGGCCGCCUGAGGACAUGGCGCAGUACAACGCAGACUUCGAGGCAGAGGACCAGGAGGAGGAGGACAAGCCCAGCCUGGACGACGACGUCCUGCUGGAGGAGGACCUGGAGGCAGGCUACGAGGCCGAGGAGGACGAGGACAACGACGAGCUGUAUGAGGAAGAGGAGGAAGAAGAGGAAGAGGAGGAGGAGGCCAAAGAGAGCACCAAGAUGAAGAUUCUGCGUCUGGUGGCGGAGGUGGCUUCCAAGGUGAAGGAGGUCAUUGGGAACCUGAUCACCACCGCGGGGAAAGUGGUGGUCACCGUCCUGCUGGGCAUGACAGGGAUCAUGCUGCCCUCGCUGACUUCUUUUGUUUACUUCUCCAUCUUCCUGUUCCUGUGCACCUGGUGGUCCCUCUGCCGGACCUUCAACACGCUCAUCUUCAGCUGCAUGUGCGUCCUCAUGGCCAUCUUCAGCGCCGGACACCUGGUGGUCCUCUACCUGUACCAGUUCCAGUUCUUCCAGGAGUCCAUCCCACCACAGGACAGCUACAUCAGAGUUUUUGGCAUCUCCCCCAUCGUUCAGACCAACUGCUCCUACACGUGGAAGCUCAUUGUGAGCCCGGAGCGUAAGUGGUACCACUUUGUCAACCCCAUCAUGCUGCUGAUCCUCUAUUACACCCUGGCCACACUCAUCCGCCUCUGGCUGCAGGAGCCCAUCGACCAGCUGAUGGACGACAAGGACGACGACAUGUGCGAGGAAGACGAGCAGAGUGGAAACCGAGCCAACAGGAAGAGGCAGAUGUGGUGGGAAGCCCGCCAAGGCACGGACGAGAAAAAUCUCCUCUCCACGCAGGACGGCAUCAGUACAACCGAGGCGCUGCCCACCGCCAACGGGACGUCCUUUGACUUCAUCACCACUGAGAACGGGCCGGUCUGCCUGGACCUGUACUCCACCCCCCAGUAUAAACUGGACAAGCCCAAUGACGACAUAGAGAAGAAAGACGAGUGUGUGUACGAAGUGAGUUUACCUCCGGAGGACUCGGCACCGAAGGAGUCAGAGGAUGAAGAGAACGACAUAAAAAAAAAAGGAACGAUGGUGAAAGUCUUCCAGUUCAUCAUGAAGCAGAGCUACAUCUGCGCUCUCAUCGCCAUGAUGGCGUGGAGCAUCACGUACGUCAGCUGGCUGACGUUCGUCUUCCUCAUGUGGUCGUGCGUGCUGUGGAUGGUGCGGGACCGGCGGCGCUACGCCAUGCUGACGUCUCCCUUCAUGGUGGCCUACGGGGACCUGGUGAUAGUGCUGCAGUACAUCUGGAGCUUCGAGACCAUGGAACCUGUCGCCGGGUUCUUCGUAAAGAAGAACAACCCGUUCCACUCGCUUUCAUCCAAGAUGAUGUGUCUGCUGACGUUCUGGUUGCUGCUCAGACAAACGCUUACAGAGAGACAAGAGAAGAAGAACGAAGACAGCGCAGGUCUCUCAGACGUCUUCGUGGAGGACCAGAAGAAGAAGGAGGAGGAGGAGUCGGAGGAAGGCGGCGAGCAGGACAUCAUGCACGUCCUCGGCAACAUGGUGAUGGGCAUGUUGGUCAAAUACUGGAUCUACAUCUGCGGCGGGAUGUUCUUCUUCGUCAGCUUCGAAGGAAACAUUGUCAUGUACAAGAUCAUCUACAUGAUGAUGUUACUCUUCUGCGUGGCUCUCUACCAGGUGAACUACGAGUGGUGGAGGAAGAUCCUGAAGUACUUCUGGAUGACGGUGGUGAUGUACACCAUGCUGGUCCUCACCAUCGUCUACACCUUCCAGUUCGAUCGCUCCGAGGUCUUCUGGUCGGCAUUCGUGAAGAGUGAAAGGAAUAAAUCGGAUGUUUUAUCUCAAAUCUGGCGCAGUUUGAAGGACCUGGGCUUGGAGCGGUUCUCUGUGUCUGUGCUGUUCACCAAAGUCUUCAUCCCCACCUCCUUCCUGUUGGCCUGCAUUCUCCACCUGCACUACUUCCACGACCGCUUCCUGCAUCUCACUGACCUCCAGGCGGUGGUGGCCAAAGAGGAAAGCACCAUCUACAGACUGGUGGACCAGGACGGAAGCCUGGCGGACCUCACCCUGCUCAGCGCGAGCUCGGUGGACGCUGUGCUGUUCCGGGACAAGCAGGGGGAGCAGGAGGAGUGGGGCUCGGAGAAAGAGAAGGAGCAGGCCCUGGUGGUGGUGAUGGACGCCGACGAGACCGACGAGAAACCCAGCAGCCUCUCGGACCAGCGCCAGUCCAGCAUCGACGAGAGUCAACGCUGCAGCGCUGCAACUGAACCAGAACCGAGCACCGAGCAGAGCUCAGACCUGAAGAACAAGUGGCACCUGGUGGUCGACCGUCUCACAGUCCUCUUCCUCAAGUUCCUGGAAUAUUUCCACAAACUGCAGCUGUUUGUUUGGUGGUUAUUAGAGAUCCACAUCAUCAAGAUCGUAUCGUGCUACAUCGUUAUGGUCUCUGUCAGAGAGGUUUCUUUGCUCAACUAUGUGUUCCUGGCGUCCUGGGCCUUUGCGCUGCCGUACAGCCAGUACCGGCCCCUGGCCUCCAGUGUUUGCACUGUUUGGACGUGUGUCAUCAUCGUGUGCAAAAUGUUGUAUCAGCUGAAGACUAUAGACCCUGAUCCAUACAACUGCACUCUACCAGGUACCUACACAGGAGCUCAAAAGGUAGAGGUUACGGUCUCUCCGCUGUACACGAAAAAGGGAGAUCCAGGAAACUGGGUGGGCCUGGAGAAGAAUCAAGACCUGCUGGGCUACCUCAGGAACAACCUUUUGAUGCUGGCUCUUCUGGCCUUUGAGGUGACCAUUUACCGCCAUCAGGAGUACUUCAGGCUGAGGAACAAACUGUCGCCUCCAGCGGCCAGAAUCAUCUUCCAUGACGUCACUCGCCAACACUUGGACAUCGGCAUCAUCUGCUUUAUCAAAUACUUCAUCAACUACUUCUUUUACAAAUUUGGGCUUGAGACAUGCCUGCUGCUGGUGGUGAAUGUCAUCGGGCAGCGGAUGGACUUCUAUGCCAUGCUUCAUGCCCUCGCCUUGAUCGUUGUCAUGUACAGACGGCGAAGGAAAGCCAUCGCUGAGAUCUGGUCCAAGUACUGCUUCUUUCUGGCCUGCAUGCUGACGUUUCAGUACUUUGUCUGCAUUGGGAUCCCGCCUGCUGCUUGUAAAGACUACCCCUGGAGGUUUCCAGGCUCCUCCACGGACUCCAACGUGAUCAAGUGGCUCUAUGUCCCGGAUUUUUUAUCAAAGCCAAACCCAUAUUUCCUCAUCUACGACUUCAUGUUGCUGCUGUGCGCCUCACUCCAGAGGCAGAUAUUUGACGAUGAGAACAAGGCUGCGGUCCGUAUCAUGGCCGGCGACAACGUGGAGAUCUGCAGAGACCUGGACGCCGCGUCCUUCAGCGUUCACAACCCCGUACCUGACUUCAUCCACUGCAGAUCCUACCUGGACAUGCUGAAGGUAAUCAUGUUCAGCUACCUGUUCUGGUUUGUUCUCACCAUCAUCUUCAUCACCGGGACGACGCGGAUCAGCGUCUUCUGCAUGGGUUACCUCGUGGCCUGCUUCUACUUCCUGCUCUUUGGGGGCGACCUGCUGCUGAAGCCAAUCAAAAAGAUCCUCCACUACUGGGACUUCCUGAUCGCGUACAACAUCUUCGUAAUCACCAUGAAGAACAUUUUGUCUAUCCUGGCUUGUGGCUACAUCACCUCCCUGAUGAAGAAGCAGUGCUGGUUGAUCCAGUUCUUCAGUCUGGCGUGCACCAUCAAAGGUUACAAAUUAGACACCAAUCAGAAUGAUCAAGGUGAUGGGAACAUCUGUGAGCUGCCCAAAGGCGAGGCAGGGAUCAUCUGGGACAGCAUCUGCUUCGCCUUCCUGCUGCUGCAGAGACGAGUCUUCAUGAGCUACUACUUCCUCCACGUGGUGGCGGACAUCAGGGCGUCACAGAUCCUCGCCUCCAGAGGAGCGGAGCUUUUCCAGGCCACCAUCGUGAAGGCGGUGAAAGCUCGACUGGAGGAGGAGAGUAAAUCUGUGGAGCAACUGAAGAGACAGAUGGACCGCAUUAAGGUGAGGCAGCAGAAGUUCAAGAGGGGCAAGGAGAAGAUGCUGAGCCUGGCGCAGGAGUCUGUGGACGGGCAGCCAGCCGUGCGUCCCAUCGAGGACGAGGAGGACGAUGACGGGGCACAGCGAGCGAAAGCCAAGACCAAAAAAAAGCAGUGGUGGAGGCCGUGGGUUGACCAUGCUUCCAUGGUUAGAAGUGGAGACUAUUAUUUAUUUGAAACUGAUAGCGAGGAAGAAGAAGAGGAGGAGGAGAAAAAAGACGAGGAGCCACCUAAGAAGUCUGCGUUUCAGCGAGCAAUCGGAAAGUUUGUCUCUGCUGUUCUGGCUUUACCCAAGUCUGUCAUUAGGCUUCCUAAAACUGUGCUGCAGUAUGUAGUCAAGGCAGGAAAGUUUCUGUACCAGGCUUGGAUCACAGAUCCCAAAGCUGCUCUGAAGGCACGAGCCAAAGACAAACGCAAAUUUUGGAAGAAAUACACCAAAAGAGUGAGAAACAGGAAAAGCAAGAAAGAUGCAGGUCAUGUGGCGAUAGAGGUGGGAGAUUUGUCUGAUGGGCAAGAAAAGGGCGAGGAGAACAAAAAAACAGCUGGACCAGACAACAUCAUCAAGCGUGUGUUCAACAUCAUAAAGUUCACCUGGGUGCUCUUCCAGACAACGGUGGAGAGCUUCACCAACUGGAUGAACGACAUGUGCAGGGAGUACAUCGACAUCUCUACGGUGCUUCGUAUCGAGCGCUGCAUGCUGACACGUGAGGUCAAAAAGGGCAACGUCCCGUCCAGAGAGAGCAUCCACGUGUACUAUCAGAAGGCCAUGAGGCUGAACAUCUCCAGGCAGGCCAGCAUGGAUCAGCUCAGCGACGACGAGUCGGCCUCAGGCUCCACAACGGUCCGGAAGAGACGAGGAGGGUAUCGGAUGGAGAGCCAGGACUCCACGGCCUCCAGAGACAGCAUGUCCAGCGUCUGCACUGAGGCCACCACGUUGUUUUCUCGCCAGUCCACUCUGGAAGACAUGGACUCAAUGCCAGAGAACAUUCCCAAAACCAGCGAGCGCGCCCGGCCCAAACUGAGAAAGAUGUACAGCAUGGACAUGUCCAGCUCAUCAGUGGACAGCGGCAGCAGCUUCAUGUCCAGUGAAACAACUCAGUGCGUCGUACUCUACUCCAGACAAGGCACCACAGACACCAUCGAAGAGGUGGAGGACGAGCAGGACCAAGGAGAAGACAAGCAGCAAGUGGAACCAAGGCAGUUCGAGGAGAGUCAGGAGGUCGAGGAGAAGCCAUGGAGUGACGGAGCACCCAGGGAGAGAGACUAUGAGGAGGUGGAUAAGGAGCCUCAGGAGGGACAAGGCGAGGAGGCACUGCAAGGAGAGGAGGCGCCAGAAGAUCAUGAAAAAGAGGGGACUCCCAGUGAGUCCUUGAGUCCAGACGAAGGUCCCUCUUCAAGGCUAGAGGAGGCAGAAUCUGCACCCUCUGCUCCGGAGAAUGACUUCAUCACGGAGAGCGACAACGGCGAGCAGCAGGACUUUCUGCCGACUGAAGGAUCGGCUGGUCUGCUCUACACUCCUGAUACAGACGCCUCCAAAACAUCUGACGCCGAGGUGCCCCCCAGCUACAGCAAGGCAGUCAGCUUCGACCGUCUGGAAGUCAGCGAUGACGACAGCGACACCGAUAGGAAGAGGCGUAUGAUCAUGACGUCCGACAGCCGCUCAGACAGCAGGUCCGACAUCAUGCUGCCCUCCAUGACCACGGAGCUGACCGCCAGCGAACUUCUGCUCAACAAGAUGUUCUACGACGAGGAGCUGGAGCAGUCCGAUAACUUCUACCAAUGCCAGCCUCUGAUCCUACAGUUCUGCUACGCCCUCUACAACAUGCUGGUGGCUCACUCAGAGUUUGUUUGUUACCUGGUCAUCAUCAUCAACCACAUGGUGUCUGCCUCCUGUGUUACUCUGGUUCUCCCCAUCACCAUCUUCCUCUGGGCCAUGCUGUCCGUGCCGCGACCCAGUAAGCGCUACUGGAUGACAGCCAUCAUCUAUACGGAGGUCACCAUUGUCAUCAAGUACUUCUUCCAGUUUGGCUUCUUCCCCUUCAACCAGGACAAGAUCAACAAGAACAAACCAUAUCACCCGCCCAAUAUUAUCGGCGUGGAGAAGAAGGAUGGUUACGUCCACUACGACCUGGUCCAGUUGCUGGCUCUUUUCUUCCACAGAUCUAUCCUGAAAUGCCACGGUCUGUGGGACGAGGAUGACCCCAAAGAGAAGAAGGAGGCCGUUCCUCAGAGUGAAUCUGACGAUGAGGGAAAAGACGAGGAGGAGAGCGAGAGGGAGUCCGAACCUGCCUCGUCGCUGAUCAGUGAGGGGAGAGGCUCCAUCCGCUCGCUGAGGUCCAUAAACUUCGGGAGUUCUAUAGAUUCAGGACAGGUUCAGGUCCAGCACCCUCAGCCGCAGACCUACCAGCGACGCAAGAGCUCCAGCGGGGGCUCGCACAUUUCCCAUCGCUCCCGCCUCUCGUCUGCAAGAUCCAAAAGAGGAAGUACCGCUUCCCGCAACAGCAGCCGCAAGGACGGCAGCCUGGCCAGCGCCUGUCAGAAGACCCACAAAGAGAUGAUCGUAGAGAAGCUGAGGGAGCUGCUCUUCAAGGCUAAAGCGUUCAUCAUAAAGCGGUUUUUGGAGCUCUACCUCCCCAUGAGGCAGUUCUUCUACAACUUGAUUCAUCCGGAGUACAGCGCCGUCACGGACGUCUACGUGCUCAUGUUCCUCGCAGACACCGUCGACUUCAUCAUCAUUGUGUUUGGAUUCUGGGCGUUUGGCAAACAUUCGACGGCAGAUAUUACAUCAUCGCUCUCUGAGGAUCAGGUGCCAGGACCCUUCCUGGUCAUGGUCCUGAUUCAGUUCGGCACCAUGGUAGUGGACCGGGCCCUCUACCUCAGAAAGACGGUCAUGGGCAAGGUCAUCUUCCAGGUCUUCCUGGUCUUCGGGAUCCACUUCUGGAUGUUCUUUAUUUUGCCAAGCGUCACAGAAAAGCGAUUCAGCGAGAACAAGGUCGCUCAGAUGUGGUAUUUUGUCAAGUGCAUCUACUUCGGGCUGUCGGCCUAUCAGAUCCGCUGCGGCUAUCCCACCCGUGUUCUGGGGAACUUCCUCACCAAGAGCUACAAUUACCUCAACCUGUUUCUGUUUCAAGGUUUUCGCCUGGUUCCGUUUCUGACGGAGCUGCGAGCCGUGAUGGACUGGGUUUGGACCGACACCUCGCUGUCCCUGUCCAGCUGGAUCUGUGUGGAGGACAUUUACGCUCAUAUUUUCAUCCUGAAAUGCUGGAGGGAGUCAGAGAAGAGAUACCCUCAGCCGCGAGGCCAGAAGAAGAAGAAGGUGGUGAAGUACGGGAUGGGAGGGAUGAUCGUGGUUCUGCUCAUCUGUAUCGUCUGGUUCCCGCUUCUCUUCAUGUCUCUUGUCAAAUCCGUGGCCGGAGUCGUCAACGCGCCACUGGACGUGUCCGUGGAGAUCACGCUGGCCGGCUUUCAGCCCAUCUUCACCAUGAGCGCUCAACAAAAACAGCUGCAAGGUGUGACCACAGAUCAAUUUAUCAAGUUGAAGAAAGGAUUUGUGACGACCGACGAGUCCAGAACGAACGAGGCCAUGCAGUGGCUGGAGACCUACUUCCCAGAGGAUCUGAUCAUCGCAGACCUGAAAGGCAGCUCCAACUCUCUGUGGACCAUCAGCCCCCCCAGCAGAACCAACCUGAUUGAAAUGUUGGACUCCGACGUGGAGUUCCUCAUAACGGUGUCCUGGUCGGUCCAAAGGAAUUUCAGUCUUGGAGCCAAGGCUGAAACGGCCUCUGGAAAAAACGUGAAUAAUCUGAGCAUGGAAACCAAACAGAAUCUGAUCAAGCUUCUCGACGGGACCGUGGGCAACGUGACCAUAACAGAAAUCAUCCCUCGAUAUAUUCGAGCCCCCAGUGACUCAGAUGCCACUCAUGUUGAGCAACUCGGUGAGAAGAUGAUUGACAUAAACCUGAUGUUGAUGCGAGCCCAGAAUUCUUCAGAACAGGUCCAGGAGUGGUGGAUCGUCAACCAGACCAAGCCCGGCCCGUUGGACAACCCGAGCGAGAAACCCGAUCGGAAGCUCGAUCGGAAAAACGAAGCCGGUCUGCGGAUCUACAUCUUCAGCGACCAAGUCAGCCCGCCCAGUCUGGGCUUCCUGGCUGGAUACGGUAUCAUGGGACUGUACGCCUCUGUGGUUCUGGUGAUCGGGAAGUUUGUGCGCGAGUUCUUCAGCGGCAUCUCCCACACCAUCAUGUUCGAGGAGCUGCCCAACGUGGACCGCAUCCUCAAGCUCUGCACCGACAUCUUCCUGGUCCGAGAGACGGGGGAGCUGGACCUGGAGGAGGACAUGUACGCCAAACUCAUCUUCCUCUACCGCUCACCAGAGACCAUGAUCAAGUGGACCCGGGAGAAAACUCAGUGAGACGGUGGUUGUGUGUGUGUGUUGGGGCGGGGGGGACGCUGGCGAAUAAUCGGAGCAUUUCAGAAACACCGUGUGUGUUUCAGCUCGCGGAGCAACCGAGGAGCGACUCCGUCCUCUUCAGCUGAGCUCGGACGCCGUGGUGCAGCGUUGGCUCCACACAGAAACACUAAUGAAUAAAAACUGGUACUUUGUACUGGUUCAGCAACGGAAACGGCCUCGUUAACGUUGACUGAGCGCAAAUCUGCAGCUGCUGUCCUCCGAUGGAAACGAACUACUGUAAAACAUUUUUGUACCUGCCCGGUGGGUCGUGAGGUGCAGGAAGUGGCUGCAGCGUCACUGUUUAAGGGCUUCCCACUGACAUCUCUGCACAACGAUGACCACAUGAGCACAAUCUCAACCCCCCACCCCCCUAAAAAAAAAAAAAAAACCUGGAACCUUUGGAUCGAGG